UCAGGAUUGAUGCUGAGAUGCCACGACAUCAAAAACUGAUUGCCAAGGAAAGUGAUGUAAGCAUUGAGGUCGAUAAUGAUGAAGCAGACAAUGAGAACCAAGAUGGAAAUCAGGUUCAAGAAAUAGGUAUUGAAGUCUCAGGUGUGGAGUCAGAGGAAGAAACAAAGCAGAUACCAAAAAGCAGGGCAAGGAAGAAUGGAAGGAAAAGAAUGGAAAAAAAGGUUAAGGAGAAAACUGAUAUGUUGCAGGGUGGGGAAAAAAGAAAAGUGAAUGAUAGAAAAAGACAUCUGAAGAAAGGAACAAGAAUGGCUGGUAAAAACAAUUUGGGUGAAUCAGAAGAAACAGCCAAAAGUAAAAAGAACAGGAGAAAUGAAAAUGUUAAGAAGAAGCAUUCUGAUAAGGAGGAGGAAAUAGAAAUGGAACUAGAACAGGCAAGCAACAAGGCCACAGAACAAGCGAACUGCAACAACCAAGAAGAGGAGAAGAAGGAAGUGGAGAAGAAGAAAAACAAAAUAAGGAAAACAAAGAAAAAGAAAAAUAAGAAGGUUAAAAAGAAAAAUACUUUCAGCUCAUCCGAUUCAUUGGAAGAAGAUGUAGUCAUCACAGCAGAGGAACUAGCCAAGCUAAAGGAAGAUGUGGAAGAAAGUAAGAAACUGAUUCUAACGUUACGAAACAAAGCUUGGUGCAUGAAACGCAAAUUGACAAUGCUGAAAGAAUCACAAGAAUUUGUGGAGAAAUUCGAAGGAGCACUGGGGAAAGGAAGAGGCAGAAAGUUUUAUGCCUAUAAAGUAAUGUUGACAAAAAAAUGGAUGAAAUUUCAACGUGAUUUUGAAAAUUUCAAAACUGCAUGUAUUCCAUGGGAGAUGAAAAUAAAGGAGAUUGAAAGUCACUUUGGUUCUUCAGUCGCCUCUUAUUUCAUAUUCUUAAGAUGGAUGUAUGGGGUAAAUAUGGUUCUGUUUGGACUAACCUUUGGCUUGGUUAUGGUCCCUGAGGCCCUGAUGGGAAAGGUAUAUGGCAGCAUGCCUAGAAAAACUGUCCCCAGGAGCGAUCAAGGCACAGCCAUGGAUGUUUCUACAUUGUGGGAUUUUGGAGGCUAUGCACAACAUUCUGUCCUUUUCUAUGGUUAUUACAAUAACCAGCGGACGCUCGGAUGGCUGAAGUAUAGACUGCCUUUGGGUUACUUCCUGGUGGGAGUUGGUACCAUAGCGUACAGCUACAUGGUGGUGAUUAGAACAAUGGCAAGGAAUGCAAAUGAGGAGGGUGGUGGAGAUGAUGCAAGCUUUAACUUCAGCUGGAAGAUUUUUACAAGCUGGGACUUUCUCAUUGGGAACACAGAGACUGCAGACAACAAGUUUGCAUCCAUCACUACCAGCUUUAAGGAAUCCAUUCUGGAAGAACAGGAGAAUCGGAAAGAAGAAAACAUUCAUUUGACCAGAUUCUUACGAGUUCUUGCCAACUUCUUGGUGCUCUGCUGCCUGGCUGGAAGUGGUUAUCUUAUUUACUUUGUUGUAAGAAGGUCUCAGAAGUUUGCAUUGCAAGGACUGGAGGACCAUGGAUGGUGGGAAAGAAAUGAAGUAAAUAUGGUCAUGUCCCUACUUGGUAUGUUCUGUCCAACAUUAUUUGAUGUCAUUAGUUCUUUGGAAAACUACCAUCCAAGGAUAGCACUCCGAUGGCAGCUGGGUCGCAUCUUUGCUCUGUUCCUUGGUAACCUCUACACGUUCAUUAUUGCCUUAAUGGAUGAAAUUAAUCUCAAGCUUGAAGAGGAAAAGGGUGUGAAAUUCAACAUGACCCUGUGGGAAAAGACCCUUUAUAAUGGCACUUGGUUGGGGAAUUCAAGUACUGGGCCUCUACUAGAAGUUGAUCCUGCAGAUGUACCCAGGGGACCAUGCUGGGAGACCAUGGUGGGGCAGGAGUUUGUACGGCUCACCAUCUCUGAUACCUUGACCACGUAUUUUACUAUACUGAUUGGGGAUUUUCUCCGCGCUGUGUUUGUCAGAUUCUUUAACUACUGUUGGUGCUGGGACCUGGAAUAUGGGUUUCCCUCCUAUGGAGAAUUUGAUAUCAGUGGGAAUGUUCUGGGCUUGAUCUUCAAUCAAGGCAUGAUUUGGAUGGGUGCAUUUUAUGCUCCGUGCCUCCCAGCUAUCAAUAUUCUGCGUCUAUUUGCCUCCAUGUACCUGCAGUGCUGGGCAGUCAUGUGCUGUAAUGUUCCACAUGAGCGGGUGUUCAAGGCUUCAAGAUCCAAUAACUUCUACAUGGCAAUGCUCCUGUUCAUCUUGUUCCUGUCAACACUGCCUGCAGUUUACACCAUUGUUUCAAUACCACCAUCCUUUGAUUGUGGCCCAUUUAGUGGGAAAAAUAGAAUGUUUGAUGUCAUUCAUGAAACUCUGGAGAGUGACUUUCCACCUUGGUUUGGGAAGGUUUUUAGUUCUGCAUCCAAUCCUGGGUUGAUUAUACCUUUCAUUUUGCUCAUGGUUCUGGGUAUUUAUUAUCUACAGUCAACCUCGAAAGCAUAUAAGGCUGCAAACAUGGAGUUAAAGAAGAAAUUACAAAACCAAAAUGAGGAAAAUAAAAAGAGAAACAAAAGAGCAGUUACAGUUGCAGCAGAACAGACGGAGGAUCUGAAAAACUCGGUAAUCAACACAGAAUCGCAGCCCACACAACUUACAUCAGCAACUGGGAACAGCAGAAAUUUGAAAGAUAACAAAAGAAUGGAAUGCAGUGCCGCAGACAAGAAAACAAAUAAUCAUCAGACCAGAGAGAGUUCCAUCAGCCAUUCUCCAUCCCAAGGCAUGUAUCCACCCUCUGGAAGAGGAACAAGGCUUGCUGCUCCACCCCGCUUAACUGUGACUCAACCUCCAGGGCCAAGGCGACCUGCAAUGCCUGGCUAUUUGCCAGGUUAUCCACACCACUCUGGGCCCCAACAGCAUAGAGCCCUUUCAAGGAUGGACAGAGUUACUUACAGAUGAUAUGGUCAAGGUGACUGAAAUAUAAAGUAACUGCACUAUGAACACAACUUGAAAGUUUAAGUCUGUCAUUUUUUUUCAUGUGGAAGACAAAACCCAUUCAUUCAAAGACACAGUCAGAGUGUAAAAUGAGUACAUUUUGCAAUAUGUGUAAUAUAUCCUGCUGAAAUGAAACAAUAUCAUAGACAAAGUAGUGAGCAUGGGUUGUUUUUUGCAAACGUUGUUUCAGAUGUCCUUCGCCCUGGGAUGCCUUUCCGAUGUGAAGGGCGCUAUUACAAGUGUAAGCUGUUGUUGUUGUUGUUUUGUGUUUGUGGUAUUAUCUUUUGGCCUUGUUAAUGAUUUUUUUAGAUUUUGGAGAUAAAAGAAAUAACACAAAA
Molecule: messenger RNA, 3340 nt
Organism: Callorhinchus milii (elephant shark)
Lineage: Eukaryota; Metazoa; Chordata; Chondrichthyes; Chimaeriformes; Callorhinchidae
Gene: tmc1
Product: transmembrane channel-like 1
Exons: 20
Coding region: 18-2966 (982 amino acids)
Biological process (GO): vestibular reflex; detection of mechanical stimulus involved in sensory perception of sound
Cellular component (GO): plasma membrane
Molecular function (GO): mechanosensitive monoatomic ion channel activity
Source: RefSeq, a predicted model, not a curated record